CAUUUGUCAAAAACCAUCCACACCGACAAUAAAAUUCGGCACCAGUAGUUGUUAGAGAUUUAGACACAAAGUUGCCUUAAGGGUUUAUUCAUCAAUCACCGGCAAAGUCAUUUUUUUUUUACUUGCCGAAAAAAAAAGUCAAAUCACCGGCACGCUCCUUAAAGUGACUCCACUGUCAUCUACCAUCCGGUAAGGAAAUCAAAGUCUAUAAAUAGCAAUACCUCUUGGGGUUUCUAUAUAUGUACUUGUUUUCAGCUCUCACUCGUCCAGGUAUCUACACUACACAACAGCUUCCACUUUAUUCCCAUAUUUGCCCCUCUCUCUCUCUCUCUCUCUCUCUCUCUCUACAUGUACAUAGCUGAUUUCAAACUUGAUUCCAAAAUUUUAAGCCCAACCCAUAACUGAUUUCAAACUUGAUUUUAAGUCUCAUCCGAGACCAACGACAUUGAUCCAAACUAUUCAUUUCGCCAAUGUGGCAAAUUAAAAGUAGUACUAGAAUUUUGUAUAAUCAACUUGAUUAGACAUCGAUGCAUAAUUGUGUUCUGGUUCUGUAUAAUAUUAAUGGCCAAUAUAAUUUAGACUUAAGUCAUCACUUUCAUUAGAUAAAAUGCAUGUAUGAUAAAUGAAGUCAACAUUAUGUAUAUACCUCAAUUUGCAGAUUUUCACCACUCCAAAUAUUUUCGUGAAGAAAAUUGAACAACGGCAACGUAUAUAUAAACCACUUCAUCUCUUCCCAAACCUAGAAACUUGUAAUAUUACUUAUAAAGUGUACAUUUGUUAUUAUGUGGAAAUGCAUGUGGUUCGGACCCUGCUAACAUAAAUUGUGCGUCCACCACUGAUCCGACUGAUAUAUCCAUGUAAAUGGUCGCGUUUAAUUUUGUUCAUGCAAGUACUUCAGCUACCAAGAGAAAGGGGGAGAGCCAUUGAAUUGAGUUCGAAAAAGAAUACAUGUGGAAGCUAAAGGUUGCAGAAGGCCAAGGGCAAUGGUUGUAUAGCACCAACAACUUUGUUGGUAGACAAAUUUGGGAGUUCGAUCCUGAUGCUGGGACACCAGAGGAGAGAGAAGCAGUUGAAAAAGCUCGAGAUGACUACCAGAAAAAUAAAUUUCGAGUUCGUCCCGGCGGCGAUGUUCUCAUGCGAUUGCAGCUCAUUGUCCUAUACAUUAGCGGAGCAAUCAACACCGUCUUAACAGCAGAGCACAAGAAGGAGAUGAUUCGGUACCUUUACAAUCACCAGAAUGAUGAUGGAGGAUGGGGAUUCUACGUAGGAGGUCAUAGUACUAUGAUUGGCUCGGCACUUAGCUACAUUGCGUUGCGUUUGUUAGGAAAAGGGCCUUAUGAUGGAGAAAACAUGGAAAUGGAAAGGGCUCGGAAAUGGAUACUUGAUCAUGGUGGAGCAACUGCGAUACCAUCGUGGGGCAAAACCUAUCUUUCGGUUCUUGGAGUGUACGAAUGGUCAGGAUGCAACCCAUUAACCCCUGAGUUUUGGCUUUUCCCUUCGUUUUUCCCCUACCAUCCAGGGAAAAUGUGGUGUUAUACUCGCACAACUUACAUGCCAAUGUCGUAUUUAUAUGGGAGAAAGUCCGUGGGACCGAUCACUGAACUUGUCAAAUCAUUGAGACAAGAAAUUCACACACAACCAUAUGAGGAGAUAGACUGGAAUAAAGCACGCCAUAGUUGUUGUAAGGAGGAUGUGUAUUAUCCUCACACAUACAUCCAAGAUUUGCUUUGGGAUGGUCUUCAUUAUGUGAGCGAGCCAAUCAUAAACCGGUGGCCGUUUUCCAAGAUUAGAGAGAAAGCUCUUCGAAAAGCAAUCAAGCACAUGCGGCAUGGAGCAGAAAGUAGCAGAUACAUUACUAUAGGAUGCGUAGAAAAGAGUUUACAAAUGAUGUCUUGGUGGGCAGAGGACCCUAAUGGUGAUGAGUUCAAGUAUCACCUUGCCAGAGUUCCUGAUUACUUGUGGCUUGCAGAAGAUGGAAUGAAAAUGCAGAGUUUUGGUAGUCAGUUAUGGGAUUGUGCUCUUAUGACUCAAGCUAUUAUGGCAAGUAAUCUUAUUGAUGAAUACGGAGAUACUCUUAAAAGGGCGCAUUUUUUCAUAAAAGAAUCACAGAUCAAAGAAAACCCUGCUGGGGAUUUCAAGAAAAUGUACCGUCACUUUAGUAAAGGGGCAUGGACUUUCUCCGAUCAAGAUCAAGGUUGGGCUGUCUCAGACUGCACAUCUGAAGCAAUGAAGUGUCUAUUACUACUUUCGCAAAUGCCACUAGAUGUUGCAGGAGAAAAAGUGGAUGUUGAGCGGCUAUACGAGGCGGUGGACAUCCUCUUGUACUUACAUAGUCCUGAAAGUGGUGGUUUUGCUCUUUGGGAACCAGCAGUUCCACAGCCAUAUUUUGAAAUGUUGAAUCCUUCCGAACUUUUUGCAGACAUUGUGCUAGAGAAAGAGCACGUCGAGAACACUGCAUCCGUAAUUGAAGGUUUACUAUUGUUCAAACGCGUAUACCCAAUGUAUCGAGCAAAGGAAAUAGAUACUUCUGUGGAAAGAGCAGUGUGUUUCCUCGAAAAGAGACAGCAGCCCGACGGUUCUUGGUAUGGCUUCUGGGGAGUUUGCUUCAUCUAUGGUACAUAUUUCGCGCUAGGAGGGUUGACUAUGGCUGGGAGUACGUACAAAAAUAGCCAAUCAGUUCGUAGAGGUGUUCAGUUUUUGCUUUCCAAACAAAAUGAGGAAGGUGGCUGGGGAGAGAGCCAUGAAUCAUGCCCAUCUAUGAAAUACAUACCGCUGGAAGGAAAUCGAACGCAUUUUGUACAGACAUCAUGGGCUAUGUUGGGUCUCAUUUAUGCUGGACAGGCUGACAGAGAUCCUACCCCAUUGCAUAAAGCAGCCAAAUUGCUAAUUAAUGCACAAAUGGAAGACGGCGAUUUUCCGCAACAGGAAUUAACAGGAGCCUUUAUGAAGAAUUGCAUGCAAAAUUAUACCCUAUACAGAAAUAUGUUUCCCACAUGGGCACUGGGAGAGUAUCGCAAACACUUAUGUUCUUCUUCCCCGAAAACAUAACCUCGAAGGCAGUAUACGCAGUGCGUCUGUACGUUUGAAACAAGAUAGCCAGUAGAGCGAGUACGUCGACAAGGGGUCAAAUACCAUGUGAAUGAUCUGAGUUGAAUGUACCUAUGAUCUUCCUUCUUGUGUUUUUGAAGGUGUAGUUAACAGAGUAAUGCAGAAUUAAUAACGUUUAUAAAGCAUGUGUUUCAAGGUGUAUUUUUUGUCAAAUGUACCUAUGAUCUUCCUUCUUGUGUUUUUGAAGGUGUGUUUAACAGAGCAAUGCUGAAUAAAUAAAGUUUAUAAAGCAUGUGUUUCAAGGUG
Rhododendron vialii is the source of this 3354-nucleotide messenger RNA. Its product is annotated as dammarenediol II synthase-like. Bases 949 to 3048 code for a protein of 699 amino acids. Lineage: Eukaryota; Viridiplantae; Streptophyta; Magnoliopsida; Ericales; Ericaceae. The transcript is spliced from 17 exons. The record is from RefSeq and is a predicted model, not a curated record. Gene Ontology annotation, cellular component: lipid droplet. Gene Ontology annotation, molecular function: beta-amyrin synthase activity. Gene Ontology annotation, biological process: triterpenoid biosynthetic process.